AAACAAGUGAAGAGAACACAUGCCAAGCAUCACACUGCUGAGGCUGUUGAAACUUACUACCAAAGGUACCUGAAUGGGGUGAUGAAAAAUGCAGCGGCCCCUGUGUUGCUGGAGCUGGCCAAUGAGGUGGACUUUGCACCAUCCUUGAUGGCUCGCAUUGUGUUAGAAAGGUUUCUACAAGAGCAAGAGCAAGCAGCACCCUCCAAGUCUCUUAUAAAUAGUAUGUUACGGGACCCUUCUCAGAUUCCAGAUGGAGUUCUAGCAAACCAAGUCUAUCAGUGUACUGUGAAUGACUGCUGUUAUGGACCACUGGUGGACUGCAUCAAACACGCAAUUGGGCAUGAGCAUGAAGUCUUGCUGCGAGAAAUGCUUUUGGAAAAGAAUCUGUCUUUCAUAGCUGAAGAUCAGCUUCGUGCAAAGGGUUAUGACAAAACACCAGACUUUAUUUUAGAAGUACCAGUAGCUGUUGAAGGACAUAUAAUUCAUUGGAUUGAAAGCAAAGCCUCCUUUGGUGAUGAAAGUAGCCACCAAGCCUACUUGCAGGACCAGUUUUGGAGCUACUGGAAUAGAAAAGUAGGGAUGAGACUGAAAAAGCGUAGGGGGACUUUAGGAGAAAAUGCAUAUACUUGUGUCCAUUUAUACGUCUUGCCCUCAGGUGCUUCCUGUGAGACUUUUCAGAGAGGGGCAGGAGUGGAGGCAGCUGGUUUGGUGGGUCGGCUGGUUUUUGUAGCGGGGGCAGAACACGCCGUGCAGCUUCCAGGGGCCGUUGGUUGGUGUGGUGGAAAUAGCGGCCUGGUGGAAAGAGCUUUGCUGCGAGUGACCGAGGUGGAUUAA
This is a messenger RNA of Tinamus guttatus (white-throated tinamou), 834 nucleotides long. The record is from RefSeq and is a predicted model, not a curated record. NCBI's taxonomy places the organism in Eukaryota, Metazoa, Chordata, Aves, Tinamiformes, Tinamidae.